ACCUACGGCCAAGGGAUUGAAUUAAUCUGUCAAAAACAAAAAGAGUUUGUGAAGAGCUCUGUAGAAUCCAAAUGGAAUCUAGCAGAAGCCCAGCAGAAACUUGGUAGUUUAGCACUGCAUAAUUCGGAAUCCACGGAUCAGGAAUAUGCCAAAGCACAGACUGAAGCUUCAGAACUGAGACAGAGAGAGGAAGAGUGGAGAAAAAAAGAAGCAGCGCUAAUACAGAGGGAAAGACAGAAUCUAUGGAAUACAGAUUCUUUCAGUAAGGAGGUAUUUAAUAAGAGUUUUAUUAGUCAAUAUAAAAGAAAAGAAGUAGAAGAUGAAGAUAUAUCUAAAUCAUUUAUACAGAAGCAUGAACAAAAGAUUAGAUACUUUGGUAUGCUGGGCAGAUGGGAUGACAGUCAAAGAUUUUUGUCUGACCACCCGUAUCUUGUAUGUGAAGAAACAGCUAAAUAUCUCAUCUUAUGGUGUUUUCAUCUAGAAGCUGAACAGAAAAGAGCUCUGAUGGAACAAAUAGCACACCAAGCAGUUGUGAUGCAGUUUAUUAUAGAAACGGCCAGAAGUUGUAAUGUGGAUCCAAGAGGCUGUUUUCGUCUAUUUUUCCAAAAAGCCAAAGCAGGGGAAGAGGGCUAUUUGGAAGCUUUUAAAACUGAGCUCGAAGCAUUCAAAUCAAGAGUGAGAAUCCGUUCACAGUCUCAAGGCUUUCAAGCCAGUGUAUCUACUGGUAUUGUAGAAGGACUGGACUCUUUGUCACAGGAAAACAUCGAAGGUGGAAAGCUGCUGUGUGGAGUCCUACAUGAUGAGUUGCAGAAGCUGCUGAAGGACAAG
Molecule: messenger RNA, 828 nt
Organism: Charadrius vociferus (killdeer)
Lineage: Eukaryota; Metazoa; Chordata; Aves; Charadriiformes; Charadriidae
Product: hsp90 co-chaperone Cdc37-like 1
Exons: 6
Biological process (GO): protein folding; protein stabilization
Cellular component (GO): cytoplasm
Molecular function (GO): protein-folding chaperone binding; heat shock protein binding
Source: RefSeq, a predicted model, not a curated record